This is a messenger RNA of Vespula vulgaris, 2120 nucleotides long. Its product is annotated as selenocysteine insertion sequence-binding protein 2-like. Gene Ontology annotation, molecular function: mRNA 3'-UTR binding; ribonucleoprotein complex binding; selenocysteine insertion sequence binding. The coding region runs from base 223 to 1821 and encodes 532 amino acids. Lineage: Eukaryota; Metazoa; Arthropoda; Insecta; Hymenoptera; Vespidae. Gene Ontology annotation, cellular component: ribonucleoprotein complex. The record is from RefSeq and is a predicted model, not a curated record. Gene Ontology annotation, biological process: selenocysteine incorporation. The transcript is spliced from 6 exons.
UCUUUAUUUAUACGUGGUGGUCUUUAUGAGUAUAAACACAAGCAUUGAAUGAAGGAUGAAACAGAUUUUGUAAAAAUUAAUAGUUUUUUCGAAUAUCAAACGUUACCAAUACAAUACAAGUAUUGAACUUCAGUUAAAGAAGUGCUGAGUGAAUACAUUAUAAAGAUAUUUUGGGUUUAGUAGUUUGAUAAAAGAUAUUGAACAAUAUGGACCAAUCUUACAAUGCAUGCUCUUCUUGGUUAUGUCGGUAAAUACAGUAAUGUCAAGAUAUAUACAUGUCGAUUAGUUUAUAAAAUAUCGCAGACAGAGAGUAAAUCGCAAACAGAUUUGACAUGGCCUCAGCUUAACUCUCAAAAUCAAAUAAAACAUACUGCACAGAAAAAUGAACAAUAUUGCAGGUAUCGUAGUGAUGCAAGUAUAUCAACAGAGAUGUUUACUCAAGUAAGUUUAAAUGAGUCAGAAUAUCCUGAACUUGGUCAGAAAAACAUAAAGGUUAAGAGUAUACCAGGUAUUUUUGUUUCUCAUCAUGAAUCUGUUAUCACAGAAACUGUGAUACCCUAUGUUACAAAAAAAGCAAAACAUCAAAAAUUAUUAGGAUCGUAUAAGCAUAAAAGAUCGGAGAAGUUAUUUCUUGACUUAAGUAAAGCUUUGGAAAAUGCAGAAUGUUUCAUAAGUAGGAAUAGAAAAAAAUCUGGGAAACUAAAGUUUGACAUUUACAAAAUAAGUGCAAGUCGAAGCAAUGCGAAUACAUUAAAUGAAAAGGGUUUUCAAAUAAGAAAGAAUAAAUUGUACAAUAUAAAAUUUAAAAAACCAUCAAAAUUAAAAAGAACAAUUACACUAGAACGUUUGAAUAAUAUGAAAAUAAAAUAUGAAGAUGACAUCAACAUCAGAAAGAUAAAAGAAAACGUUAUAAAUGUGAAUAGUAUUAAUUUUAAUAACUUAAAGAUUAAAUCAGAUCCGGAAGUGGAUAUAGAUUAUGUAAAACUUAUGUCAACAUUGACAGUUUAUGAUCGAGAUUACAGAAAUACUAUAGUGGAGAAUAUUUCUGAAGAUUCUGUACAAUUUCGGCCGGAUUUAACUCAGAAAUUAGACGAGUUAAAGAUUUCGAAUGUGAAAGAUAAGAAUAUUUCCACUGCUCCUUAUAGAAAUGCGUAUGACAGUACUAAUGAUUUAAACAUUUUGCAACGUAAUUUGUCUCUUACCGAUGAGGAUAAUGUAGAUAUUAAGCCAAAUAUUAAUAAUUUGUUAGACGUAAAAUAUUCCAAAAAUUUUAGAGAAUAUUGUAAUAAUUUAAUAACUUCCUCUCUUAACGAAUCCCUGGAAAAGUUUUUGUCUGAAAUUCGAAGGCUUCAAACAAAACUUUACAACAGAGAUCAAAAUAAGGGCAAGUAUAAACGUCGUUAUUACUCGGGUUUAAAGGAGGUUCAAAAACACAUUCUGUUAAAAAAAGUGCAAUUUGUCGUGAUAGCACCGGAUAUUGAAAAGAUUCUAUCUCCAGGUGGUUUGGACGAAGAGAUUGACAAAUUAUUGGAAAACUGCAGAACGCACGAGACAGCUUUUUGCUUUGGUCUCCGUAGGCGGAAGCUUGGAUAUUAUGCACAUGGUAAUGGACUCGUAAGCUGUAUAGGCAUAUCUAAUUACGCUAAUGCCGAGCAAUUCUUUUGGAACGUUCUCGUCGAGGUAGUAAUUGCGCGGAACAUGUUUGAAGAAUUGCGAGGAAGAUCGAAGAGAAUAAUCGACAUAUCGAAGAUAACUCAGGAAAGUGGUCUUUUAGCGGAGAACAUUGGAGUUUUGCUCAAGAGUUUAGCGUCAAUUAAUUAAAGCAGGAACCUUUGAAAAUUCUCGUACAACGAAAAUCAGAGAAACAAAUAUUAAAUUUGCAUCUGCUUAAUUCUAGUAAUUCUCAGAAUGGAGAAGUACUCAUAAGGUAAAACAGUUCGGUUGCAAACUGCAUCUGCGUAACCUUGAGGCAAUGAACAUCUAGGGCAUGUCCCGAUUCAACUCAAGUAUGAAAAAGAGGAUGUUGGAUUUGAUAAAUGAAGUUUGCAACUGUACCAGUAGACGUGGGAUUACUUGAAGCUAUUUUUUAUACAUAUCGAUAAUAAAUUCAUAGCGACGAA